AUGUACAUGUACCUUGUCCAUCUCCAAUCGCAGUGGCGCUCCAACGUAUCGAAUCGUAGCUUGCUGGCAGGAAAGCAGCACAGGCCAGAUUCGCCAGAUCGCAUUCGUCUCGCUUCUUCCACCCGCAAACCCCAAUUCUCCCUCUAUAUUCCAGUGUAUUCGCAGUUAUACCUACAAGAUGGUAAGAAGCGCAGCUCUUUGCAGCUCCUUCCCCCCUCCCGUUGCGCAAUUCUCGAGGUGGCUAACCAAGGCAUCUUCAUCCAGGCGGCGCAGGUCAUCUCCAACUCCGGCCAUGAUGAUAUGAUCCAUGAUGCUGUUCUCGAUUACUACGGACGAAAGCUGGCGACCUGCUCAAGCGACCGAACGAUUAAGAUCUUCGAGAUUGAGGGCGAGACACAACGUCUAGUUGAGACUCUGAAAGGUCACGAAGGUGCUGUAUGGUGCGUUGCCUGGGCGCAUCCCAAGUAUGGCAACAUCCUGGCAUCGGCCGGCUACGAUGGCAAGGUCUUUAUCUGGAAGGAACAGGGCGCCCAGAACAGCCAGUGGCAGCGAAUCUACGACUUCCCCUUGCACAAGGCCUCGGUCAACAUUGUCUCCUGGUCUCCUCAUGAGGCAGGCUGCCUCCUCGCCUGCGCAUCGUCUGAUGGCAACGUCAGCGUCCUCGAGUUCAAAGACAACAGUGUCGACCAUGUCACAUUCCAGGCGCACGGCCUCGGUGUCAACUCCGUCUCCUGGGCCCCGGCCACCUCACCUGGCAGCAUCGUCAGCAGCGCCCCAGGCCCUAGUGCUACCGGUAACCGACGGUUCGUUACCGGCGGUUCUGACAACUUGAUCAAGAUCUGGACUUUCGACCCCGCUACGCAGUCAUACAAGCAAGAGGGUGAAGCGUUGACGGGCCAUAGCGACUGGGUUCGCGACGUUGCGUGGUCUCCUACCGUCCUGCAAAAGUCAUAUAUCGCAUCAGCUUCCCAGGAUAAGACUGUCCGCAUCUGGACGUCAGACCAGUCUAGCGGCGGCCAGUGGGCAAGCAAGCAACUCAACUUUGAUGCCCCUGUUUGGCGUGUUAGCUGGUCCUUGAGCGGCAACGUCCUUGCUGUUAGCUGCGCGGACAACAAGGUGUCCCUGUGGCAAGAGAAUCUACGUGGUGAAUGGGAGUGCGUCAAGUCGAUUGAGGAGUAA
Messenger RNA from Trichoderma aggressivum f. europaeum, 1179 nucleotides. RefSeq lists its product as uncharacterized. Gene Ontology annotation, molecular function: protein binding; structural molecule activity. The transcript is spliced from 3 exons. The coding region runs from base 1 to 1179 and encodes 392 amino acids. Gene Ontology annotation, biological process: protein import into nucleus; COPII-coated vesicle budding; positive regulation of TOR signaling. The record is from RefSeq and is a predicted model, not a curated record. Lineage: Eukaryota; Fungi; Ascomycota; Sordariomycetes; Hypocreales; Hypocreaceae. Gene Ontology annotation, cellular component: nuclear pore outer ring; COPII vesicle coat.